Messenger RNA from Carassius gibelio (silver crucian carp), 1327 nucleotides. RefSeq lists its product as uncharacterized. NCBI's taxonomy places the organism in Eukaryota, Metazoa, Chordata, Actinopteri, Cypriniformes, Cyprinidae. The transcript has 2 exons. The record is from RefSeq and is a predicted model, not a curated record. Bases 39 to 941 code for a protein of 300 amino acids.
GAGUACCUCAAGGCUCAGUUCUAGGGCCGCUACUCUUCAUGCUUUAUAUGUUACCCUUGGGAGAUAUCAUCAGGAAACAUGGUGUUAGCUUUCACUGUUAUGCUGAUGAUACGCAGCUCUAUAUUUCCUCGCAGCCCGGUGAAACACACCAAUUUGAAAAACUAAUGGAAUGCAUAGUCGAUAUAAAAAAUUGGAUGACGAGUAAUUUCUUACUGCUAAAUUCAGAAAAAACAGAGGUGUUAAUCAUAGGGCCUAAAAACUCUACUUGUAAUAACCUAGAACACUGUCUAAGACUUGAUGGUUGCUCUGUCAAUUCUUCGUCAUCAGUUAGGAACCUAGGUGUGCUACUUGAUCGCAAUCUUUCCUUAGAAAGCCACGUUUCUAGCAUUUGUAAAACUGCAUUUUUCCAUCUCAAAAAUAUAUCUAAAUUACGGCCUAUGCUCUCAAUGUCAAAUGCAGAAAUGUUAAUCCAUGCAUUUAUGACUUCAAGGUUAGACUAUUUUAAUGCUUUAUUGGGUGGUUGUUCUGCACGCUUGGUAAACAAACUACAGCUAGUCCAAAAUGCAGCAGCAAGAGUUCUUACUAGAACCAGGAAGUAUGACCAUAUUAGCCCGGUCCUGUCCACACUGCACUGGCUCCCUAUCAAACAUCGUAUAGAUUUUAAAAUAUUGCUUAUUACUUAUAAAGCCCUGAAUGGUUUAGCACCUCAGUAUUUGAAUGAGCUCCUUUUACAUUAUACUCCUCUACGUCCGCUACGUUCUCAAAACUCAGGCAAUUUGAUAAUACCUAGAAUAUCAAAAUCAACUGCGGGCGGCAGAUCCUUUUCCUAUUUGGCGCCUAAACUCUGGAAUAACCUACCUAACAUUGUUCGGGAGGCAGACACACUCUUGCAGUUUAAAUCUAGAUUAAAGACCCAUCUCUUUAACCUGGCAUACACAUAACAUACUAAUAUGCUUUUAAUAUCCAAAUCCGUUAAAGGAUUUUUAGGCUGCAUUAAUUAGGUAAACCGGAACCGGAAACACUUCACAUAACAUGUACCUUCUACAUCAUUAGAAGAAUGGCAUCUACGCUAAUAUUUGUCUGUUCUUCUCUUGUUCCGAGGUCACCGUGGCCACCAGAUCCAGUCUGUGUCCAGAUCAGAGGGUCACUGCAGUCGCCAGGAUCCAGUACGUAUCCAGACCAGAUGGUGGAUCAGCACCUAGAAAGGACCUCUACUGCCCUGACAGACAGCGGAGACCAGGACAACUAGAGCCCCAGAUACAGAUCCCCUGUAAAGACCUUGUCUCAGAUGACCACCAGGACAAGACCACAGGAAACAGAUGAUUCU